Messenger RNA from Emys orbicularis (European pond turtle), 3396 nucleotides. RefSeq names its product RHO family interacting cell polarization regulator 2 (gene RIPOR2). Bases 34 to 3318 code for a protein of 1094 amino acids. The transcript has 23 exons. Lineage: Eukaryota; Metazoa; Chordata; Testudines; Emydidae. The record is from RefSeq and is a predicted model, not a curated record.
GUGGCAGCUAUCUCUGGCUGAGCUGUGGCCACGAUGCAGCACCUAGAGGAAGAUCUGACUAUUCUUGGAGAAGCGGAUGAUAUCUUCUGUGAAGGAAUAUCUUCCAGGCUCCCGGAAAUCAUGUCAGUAGGAUCACAUUCAUUCUCCCCAGGUGGUCCCAAUGGGAUUAUUAGAAGUCAAUCUUUCGCUGGCUUCAGCGGUCUUCAAGAAAGACGAUCCAGGUGUAACUCCUUUGUUGAAAAUGCCUCUGCACUUAAGAAGCCCCAAGCAAAGGUGAAGAAAACGCACAAUUUGGGGCAUAAGAACAGCACCGCCUCCAAAGAGCCCCAGCCUCAAAGGAUGGAAGAGGUCUACAGGGCCUUAAAGAAUGGAUUGGAUGAGUAUCUGGAAGUUCACCAGACAGAGCUGGAUAAGUUAACUACUCAGUUAAAAGACAUGAAAAGAAACUCACGGCUGGGGGUGCUGUAUGACCUAGACAAGCAAAUCAAAGCGAUAGAAAGAUAUGUGAGAAGGCUGGAGUUCCACAUUAGUAUGGUGGAUGAGCUGUACGAAGCCUAUUGUAUCCAAAGACGUCUUUGUGACGGCGCCAGCAAAAUGAAGCAAGCAUUUGCAAUGUCACCUGCUAGCAAAGCGGCUCGAGAGAGUUUGUCUGAAAUCAACAGAAGCUACAAGGAAUACACAGAGAACAUGUGUACCAUUGAAGGAGAGCUGGAAAACCUACUGGGGGAGUUUUGCAUCAAGAUGAAAGGUCUGGCUGGUUUUGCUCGUCUUUGUCCUGGAGAUCAAUAUGAGAUUUUCAUGCGGUAUGGUCGCCAGCGAUGGAAAUUGAAAGGCAAAAUUGAAGUGAAUGGCAAGCAAAGCUGGGAUGGAGAAGAAAUGGUUUUCCUCCCUCUUAUUGUUGGGCUGAUCUCUAUUAAGGUCACAGAAGUUAAAGGACUUGCUACUCACAUUCUAGUGGGAAGUGUUACCUGUGAGACAAAGGACUUGUUUGCAGCUCGGCCUCAGGUGGUUGCUGUUGACAUUAACGACCUUGGCACUAUAAAGCUGAACCUUGAAAUUACCUGGUACCCAUUUGAUGUUGAGGACUUGACCCCAUCCACAGGCAAUGCGAACAAGACAUCUGCUCUUCAAAGAAGAAUGUCCACGUAUAGCCAAGGGACUCCAGAAACUCCUACCUUCAAGGAUCACUCAUUCUUUAAAUGGCUACAUCCUCCACAAGACAGGCCGCAGUUGUCAGUUUUAGAUGCUCUGCAAGACACUUUCUUUGACAGGCUGCAGCGCAGUCGCUCUUUCAGUGACCUGCCAUCUCUCAGGCUGAGGCCUAAAGCAGGGCUAGAGCAAUAUUCCAAUUCGCCAGACGACAUCUUUGAAAAUGGGAUGGCAGGCACGGAGAAAAGACCAAUAUCUUUCAGCUUUGGCGAUAUACCCAAUGGAGAUUGUGCUCCCCCACCCAUCACUGUAGAUUCCGCCUCUGCCCUUGACCCUUCCAGUCCUGAAAUUACUGUCACACCUCCAGAGCACAAAUCCUCAAAAAAUCCAACGAUGGACAGUUCCAGCACAAACUCGUCCCUGGACUCUACACCUGAGUCAAAAGACUUGAAGUCACAGCCAGAGCAUACACCAGUACAGGAGAACAAGAAAAGUUCCAGAGUAGCCUCUGAAGUUCACCAAAAGUCUCCAGGCCCUGGGAGUGAUAACCUGUUUAUAGAUUCUAGUGUCCCAGUGUCACUUCUACAGGAGACAGAUGACGUGUCAGAGUUGAAACCGGUGGAACUGGACACCUAUGAAGGCAACAUCACCAAACAGCUGGUAAAAAGGCUCACCUCCGCAGAGGCUCCAAUGACACCUGAAAGGCUGCAGUGUGAGGGAUCAAUAAGUGGUGAAUCAGAAGGAUACAAGUCUUAUUUAGAUGGAAGCAUAGAAGAUGCCUUUCAGGGGCUUCUCCUAGCCCUUGAGCCACAUAAGGAACAGUAUAAAGAAUUUCAGGACCUGGACCAACAGGUGAUGCAUCUGGACGAUAUUCUCAAAUGCAAGCCAGCAGUAAACCGAAGCAGGUCCUCCAGUGUCAGUCUAACAGUUGAAAGUGCUUUAGAAAGCUUUGAUUUCCUGAACACCUCUGACUUUGAUGAUGAGGAUGGUGGAAGUGAUGAGGUUUGUAAUGGUGGAGGAGGUGCUGACUCAGUAUUUUCAGACACUGAGACUGAGAAGACUAGUUACAGGUCAGAUCACCCAGAAGCCAGAGGGCACCUCAGUGAAGCUUUGACUGAAGACACAGGAGUUGGGACCAGUGUAGCUGGAAGUCCUCUCCCACUGACCACAGGGAAUGAGAGUCUUGAUAUCACAAUAGUUAAGCAUUUGCAGUACUGUACACAGCUCAUUCAGCAAAUUGUGUUCUCCGGUAAAACUCCAUUUGUUGUAAGAAACCUCCUGGAUAAACUGUCCAAGGAGAUCGUAGUAGUGGAGAACCUUGCAGAGAUCAGCAGUGAGAACAUGGGGAACAUCAUCUCUAUAACUGAAGCAAUUCCAGAAUUUCAUAAAAAGCUAUCACUGCUGUCUUUCUGGACUAAGUGCAUGGGUCCCACAGGGGUGUAUCAUACCUCUGCAGACAAGAUGAUAAAGCAGCUGGAUGUCACUUUUGCCACAGCUGUGAAUGAAGAGUGCCCAGGACUUGCAGAAACAGUAUUCAGAAUCCUGCUGUCUCAGAUCCUCGACCGAACAGAACCAGUCCUCUCAUCCAGUCUGUCCUCUGAAAUCCUAACGGUUUUUCAGUUUUACAAUUAUUUUGCCAGCAACGGCGUUAGCGACCUUGGAAGCUAUUUGUUGCAACUUGCAAAAGAAGCCUCAGUGGUUCAGAAGCUGCAGACAUUAAAAGAUGAAAAACUGCUACAGAAUAUAGCUGAGCUAACCUCCAGCAGUCUUCCACCUCAGCAGGAAGUACUGAGGUCCUUGGCUUUACUUCUGACUGAAAAUAAAAAUGAAAUUGGCGAGGCUGUGACAUUACUCUUGUCAGCUUCAGCAGAAAACAGGCAUUUCAGGGAGAAGGCUUUAAUUUACUACUGUGAAGUGCUAACACAGCCUAACCUCCACCUACAGAAAGCAGCUUGUAUGGCACUGAAAUGCCUUCAGGCUACUGAAAGUAUUAAAAUGCUAGUUACGCUCUGCCAAUCUGACAAUGAAGAAAUCAGAAAAGUAGCGGCUGAAACCCUUCUCUCUCUUGGUGAAGAUGGGCGACUGGCAUAUGAACAGCUGGAUAAAUUUCCGCGGGAAUUUGUUAAAGUUGGAGGCCGUCGGGGGACUGAAGUUGCCACAGCUUUUUAGACUCAAGAUAAUCCGCCUAACAGUUAACAGUCAUUAUGACUGUUCACAUUAACUGGAAUGGUGCUGUAAUUUAACUGC